AUGACAUUGGAAACCAAAUUGGCUGGUCUGACCAUCCAUAACAACUUUAGCGCCACCUCGUUCCAGAACGUGGACAAGGAGGACCUCCAGGGCUCCGGAUACAAGUCCGCCUCGUUUCCUGGUAAAGAAGCGCAAAUGGUCCAAGUCAUGGACGAAUUGGACUCUACUGGGUUCAUUCCCGAAACCUUGAUCGACUCGGAAACACGCUACUUUUACGAGUCGCUCGGGAUCGACGACACCUACUUUGCGUCGGAGUCUGUCUCGGUGAUAGUUUCCCACAUUUUGGCCCUUUAUUCUGCAAAAGUGGAUGCCUUUGCAAGGGGGCUUACUGAUAGACCUUUUUUGCACCACCGCAGAGAAACAGAAGAUCAUGCCGUGUACUUCGACGCGGCCGACUACGACGAGUUCGAGCACGAGAUCGACGACAAGUACCUUGAUCGGGCUCCGGACCAGGAUCCGUAUCGGAUGGAGUCGUUCAAUUCCAGAUUGCCCACCGGCGACGUUGUACGCUGUCAGUUUGUUUACAAGUGCCAGUUUUCCUCUGGCAGAAGCACUGGCGCGUCGAUUGAGGAUAUUGGAGACAAAACGUUUUUGAAAACAGCAACCCACCACACAAAGCUGCUGUAUUCGGAGGUUUUGAACGAGCUCAGCACCACUGAAGGUCCCGUGAUCAAACACUUCACGGUGGCCGCCACUGGCGAACAGCGGAUCAUCAUCGGGUACCGCAGAAACAGUUCUCCGCGGUACAACUCCGCGCUGAGCACGCUGGCAAGAUACUACAACGUCAAACUCAGUCGCAAGUACGUGGAAAACUUUGCCAACGGCAGUUCCAUCAUCUCCAUGUACAUCGACUACUCCGACGGACUGAGUCCAGAAACAACCAUCUACCAGAUGACCAAGGAGGCCUCGUUGUUGUACUGUAUCCCAAACAACAUGUUCUACCACAAGUUUGCCAGUGGAGAGAUGUCUAUCCAGGAGUCGAUCUACGCGCAUUGCGGAGUGAUCUUUGUGACUCAUUUCCUCAACCGGCUUGGUCCUGAGUUCAACUCGUUGCGGGAGCUGUUGUCGCACUCUGGCGCUCCGCACCACACCGAGAUCGUGAGCAAGAUCAAAAAACGGCUCACCUCCGAAACGUACACCCAAUCGUACAUUGCCGAGUCGUUCGAGAGUAACGGCCCGUUGAUCAGCCAACUGUACAGACACUUUGUGGACCACCAUUACAUCUCGAACUCGCUGGAGUCGACCUUAUCGUACCAGCGUGUUGCUGAGGUGAACCCGAUUGCAAGCGACGAGGACUUUGAGAAAGCUCUGGCCAGAUCGACCUCGAACGAGGGCCAGUUGCUCGUGUUGCGUGCAUUGUACUCGUUCAACAAGAGCGUGCUCAAGACCAACUUCUUUGUGUCGUCCAAGAUCGCUCUGUCGUUCCGGCUGGAUCCUUCGUUCCUGCCCAAAACAGAGUAUCCCCAGACUCCGUUUGGUAUGUUCUUUGUGGUUGGCUCCGACUUUAGAGGGUUCCAUAUCCGGUUCAGAGACGUUGCACGAGGCGGGAUCCGGAUCGUCAAGUCGCGGUCCGCAGACAACUACUUCACGAACCUGAAAACACUGUUUGACGAGAACUACAAUCUCGCAAGCACCCAGCAGCGCAAAAACAAGGAUAUUCCCGAAGGAGGGUCCAAAGGAGUCAUCUUGCUCAAUCUGGGAGCUGCUCAGGAUAGACCAAAAGAGUGUUUCACCAAGUACAUCGACUCGUUGCUGGACCUGUUGAUCAAGGACCCUCGUAAGGAGACGAUUGUUGAUCUGUACAACAAGCCAGAGAUGUUGUACAUGGGUCCGGACGAGAACACCGCCGGUUACGUUGACUGGGCCACCUUGCACGCUAGAAAAAGAGGAGCUGUGCUUGGGUUCCCGUGGAAGGCCUUUUUCACCGGAAAGUCGCCAACUUUGGGCGGUAUUCCGCACGACGAGUACGGUAUGACCACUUUGAGUGUGCGUGCGUACACGGAGAAGAUCUACGAGAAGCUGGGGAUCACGAACCUGGCAGAAAUCACCAAGCUCCAGAUGGCUGGCGGAGACGGCGAUCUGGGCUCGAACGAGAUCAAGCUGUCCAGAGACGAGAAGUACAUUGCCAUAGUUGACGGCUACGGUGUUGUUGUUGACGAGGACGGGCUCGACAAGAAGGAGCUGCUCAGACUGGCCAACGAGCGCCAGGGCAACCAGUUCUUUGAUAGAUCCAAGCUCGGUCCUAAAGGGUAUUUGAUUCUGGUGGACGAUGUUGACGUGAAGCUUCCUGACGGACGGGUGAUUGCAAGCGGGCUGACCUUCAGAAACAACUUCCAUUUGGAGCUGAAGAAGAACUUCCCGCCCAACUUCAUCAAACUGUUUGUUCCGUGCGGUGGCCGUCCAAACUCCCUGGACGCCAACAACGUGAGCAGCUUCAUUGACGAGAAAACAGGAAAGAGCAUUGUUCCGUUCAUCGUGGAAGGUGCCAACCUGUUCAUCACGCAGCCGGCCAAGCUGAUUCUCGAGAAGGCCGGCGCGAUCGUGUUCAAGGACGCGUCCACCAACAAGGGCGGUGUCACCUCGAGUUCGCUGGAGGUGCUGGCCGCGCUGUCGUUCGACGAUGCCGGGUUCCUGAAACACAUGUGUGUGGACGAAGCCACGCACCAGGUGCCCGAGUUCUACAAGCAGUACGUCAAGGAGGUGCAGCAGAUCGUGGUGCGCAACGCGCAGAACGAGUUCGAGCUGCUCUGGAGUCUGCGGGAGCAGACCAGCAAGCCGCUGUCGGUGCUGAGCGACGAGUUGUCGGUGGCCAUCAACAAGCUGGCCGACGAGCUGGCGUCGUCCAAGGAGCUGUGGGACGACGACGUGAAGUUCCGCAACGACGUGCUCGUGGACGCCCUGCCCCGCCUGCUGCUGUCGGAGAUCGGCAUCGACAACAUCCUCCAGCGCGUGCCAAAAGCGUACCUGAGAGCCAUCUUUGCCACGCGACUGGCGUCGGAGUUUGUGUACACACGCGGCAUCGACAGCAACCCGGCGCGGUUCCUGGAAUUCAUCUCGUCGCUCAAACGGCGGUUCGAGAGCUCUAAGUAA
This is a messenger RNA of Ogataea philodendri, 3090 nucleotides long. RefSeq lists its product as uncharacterized. The coding region runs from base 1 to 3090 and encodes 1029 amino acids. The record is from RefSeq and is a predicted model, not a curated record. Gene Ontology annotation, molecular function: L-glutamate dehydrogenase (NAD+) activity. The transcript has a single exon. Gene Ontology annotation, cellular component: mitochondrion. Lineage: Eukaryota; Fungi; Ascomycota; Pichiomycetes; Pichiales; Pichiaceae.